AUGUUGGGCUCCCUCGCAGGUCCCAAACAGCCCCCGCCUGGCCAGCAACAGCAGCAACAGCAGCCCCAGGCCCCCCAGCAGCAGCAGGGCCCCCAGAAUUCCGAGCUCCAGCAGAUCCCCCAGAGCGGCCAGGACUACACGCUCUCUAGCGUCCUCCACUACCUCCAGACCGAAUGGCGGCGAUACGAGCGCGACAGGAAUGAGUGGGAGAUCGAGCGGGCGGAGAUGCGGGCCCGCAUCGCGCUCCUCGAGGGCGAGCGCCGCUCUUUCGACAAUGUCAAGCUGGACCUGAUGCGGCGCAUCAAGAUGCUCGAGUAUGCCCUGCGGGUCGAACGCUCCAAGCAGCUCACGCAGCCCGCGGCGCAAGCGGUCCCUCCUGCGAAGCUCGCCUCGUUGCAGUCGCAGGUCGCUAUCGCGUCACAGAAAGAUGACGCGAGCAGCGGGAGCUCGCCGCGUAGCGAAGAUUCACCGCUACCACCCGAUCGCAUGUCUAUUGGGUCCGUCCCCAACGGUGUCGCCUCGGGAGGACCGCCCAGUCGCACUCAGACGUGGGUGGGACAGACGGCGUGGUCUGGCGUCAACCCCAAUGCUGCCACCAUGGGUAGACCCGCGCCAGGUCGCGACCCGAAAAGCAGGGCGAGGAGUAGAGACUUUUUGAAGCAGUGCCUCCAAGAAGUCUCGUAUCUCACGUCCCCACAAGCCAUGAACCCGCUUCCCAACCGACCACUCCUUGCUACCAACACCAUGCCUCCUCAGCUCCCGAAUGUUCCUUCAUUUGAACAGAUUGGCUACAAUGGCCGCUUGAAGAAAACUAUCCCGGAAGUCGGGAAGGACUACUCUACAAUGAACGGCAUGCCGUCCGGUCCGUCGAGCGCGCCUGCAUCGAACGGUCCGCAAGUCAACCCGUUUGACCGCCCCGGUAUCACAGGUCCGAACAUGUUCGGCCAGCCUCAGAUGCAAGUGCCGUCCGGGCAGCAGCAACAGUAUCAGCAACAAGUCCAGCCGCCUCAACCACCGUACCAGGGCGAAAGCAAAGACCGUGAGGAGCCGGAACAGCCGAUGUCUGAUGAUAGUGGGGAUUGGAAGGAGAGGUUCCGGUUAUCACAGGAGGGCUCUGAGCAGACUCGCCACCAGCUCAACAACAACAUCAGCGGUGCGGGUGCGUGGGAACGGCGUGCGAGGGAGGAGGAGGAUGGCAAGGAGGAGGAAGAGGAUGAGGAAGACGACGACUCGAGUGUGAUGGGCGAAGGCGAGAGCACGAAGGUGUGGAAGGCGAAGCGGACCCUCAGGAAUCACCUCGAUGCGGUCCGCGCUAUUGCGUUCCACCCAACAGAGCUCUGCCUGGCGAGUGCGGGCGACGACAGUACCGUUAAGGUCUGGCGGGUGGAUCUCGCCAGUCUGACCGCCCCCGCGUCAAGGGCCACGACGGAGGUCGAGCCGCAGCUCACGCUCCGCGGACACUCGGCGGCCAUCACCUGUCUGGUGCACUCGCCCGCGAAAGGCCUUCUCUACUCCGCUUCGAUGGACUCCUCGAUCCGUGUAUGGGCGCUGCCUCCCCCCUCUCAUACAACGUAUGCGCCGUACGACGCGAGCCGGGCACGCGGUGAGCUUAUCGGACACACGGACGCGGUGUGGGACCUGGCGCUCGCCCGGGACGAGAGCACGCUCAUCAGUUGCGGUGCGGAGGGGCUCGUGAAGGUCUGGGACGUCUCGGGCUCUAUAGGCGGCGGGUCGCUGAAGCUGUCGUGGUCGUACGAGGGCCUCGAGACCGCGGGCGACUUGAGUCCCGAUGGUGCCCUGCCGGGCGCGUCAGCCGUGGAGGCGAUCAAGAGCGACCUCAAGAAGGUGGCCGUGGCGUACCAGAACGCGGUGAUCAAGGUGUUCGAGAUCGAGACAGGAAAGGAGCUCAUGAAGCUGCAAGUUGAGCCAGUUGAGGAUGAUUCCGCGUCGGCGCAGGCCAACGCCAUCGUGUCGCAUCCGACCAUGCCCCUGCUCAUCACCGGCCACGAGGACAAGCAUAUACGCAUAUUUGACAUCAACACCGGCCAGUGCACACACUCGAUGCUUGCGCAUCUGGACGCAGUUACGUCAUUGUCCCUCGAUGCGGCGGGCUUCCUCCUCGUCUCGGGCAGCCACGACUGCUCCGUGCGCUACUGGGAGAUCCUCGGCUCCAAGGCGUGCAAGCAGGAGAGCACGAGCCACCGGGAGAAGGCGCGCGAGGGCGUGCUCGACGUCGAGUUCCACCCGUCGCUGCCCGUCAUGGCGAGCGCCGGCGCGGACGGUGUCGUCAAGCUGUAUGCGACGAGCUCUGCGUCAUGA
Trametes versicolor FP-101664 SS1 is the source of this 2319-nucleotide messenger RNA. RefSeq names its product WD40 repeat-like protein. Lineage: Eukaryota; Fungi; Basidiomycota; Agaricomycetes; Polyporales; Polyporaceae. The transcript has 9 exons. Bases 1 to 2319 code for a protein of 772 amino acids. The record is from RefSeq and is a predicted model, not a curated record. Gene Ontology annotation, molecular function: protein binding.